AUGCACGUGUUUGUCACCGGUGCGACCGGCUUCGUCGGUCAGGCCGUUAUCCAAGAGCUCCUCCAUGCCGGCCAUACCGUCACCGGCCUUGCCCGUUCAGAGGCUUCGGCCAAAGCCCUGCAAGAGAAAGGCGUGACUGCAGUCCGCGGCUCUCUGCAAGACAUCGAAUGUCUGAAAAGCGCAGCAUCAAAGUCAGACGGCGUCAUCCACCUAGCUUUCGACCACGACUUCACCAAAUUUGCCGAGAACGCCCAUGCCGAACGCACAGCACUGCUCGCCAUGAUCGAUGCACUCGCAGGAUCCAACAAGCCGCUAGUCUUCACUUCAGGAACCAUGAGUCUGCCAAAGGGGGAGGUUGGCACGGAAGACACUCCCCCAGAGACCAACACGCCAUUUAGUGCUCGUACCGAGACAGAGCAAGAGGCUCUCGAUCUUUCGUCCAAGGGCGUGCGUGUAUCUUGUGUUCGCCUAUCGCCUACAACACAUGGCCAUGGAGACAAAGGCUUUGUCUGGGCGAUUGCUGAGCUCGCACGAGCCAAUGGUCAGUCAGUCUAUGUUGGCGAUGGGCUUAACCGGUGGCCUGCUGUUCAUCGGCGCGAUGCGGCCCAUUUGUUCCGUCUGGCCCUUGAGAAUGGAGUUGCGGGUACCAGGUACCACGCUGUUGCUGAGGAGGGUGUAUAUAUGAAAGAUAUUGCCGAGGCUGUUGGCAAGGCUUCGGGGCUUCCGACGGUUUCUCUGGACUUUGAGGCAGCUUCAAAGCAUUUUAAUGGCUUCAUGGUUUAUCCUGUUAGUGCCGAUAAUCCGGCUUCGAGCAAGAAGACGCAAGAGCAGCUUGGCUGGUCAUGUUCUGAGCCGACUAUUCUUGCAGAUAUCGAGGCAGGCGUGUAUAAUUGA
Penicillium verhagenii is the source of this 894-nucleotide messenger RNA. RefSeq names its product SDR family oxidoreductase. The transcript has a single exon. The coding region runs from base 1 to 894 and encodes 297 amino acids. NCBI's taxonomy places the organism in Eukaryota, Fungi, Ascomycota, Eurotiomycetes, Eurotiales, Aspergillaceae. The record is from RefSeq and is a predicted model, not a curated record.